Messenger RNA from Aspergillus niger, 759 nucleotides. RefSeq lists its product as uncharacterized. The coding region runs from base 1 to 759 and encodes 252 amino acids. The transcript has 7 exons. Lineage: Eukaryota; Fungi; Ascomycota; Eurotiomycetes; Eurotiales; Aspergillaceae. The record is from RefSeq and is a predicted model, not a curated record.
AUGGCUUUUCCAUACAAAAAGAUACUCCUUAUCGGAGCCACUUCGGGCAUCGGUCGUGCCUUAGGUGCCAGUCUGAUCCAACAUGGCCGCUUUGUAAUUGCAGUCGGUCGGCGGCAGGAAAAUCUUGAUCGCUUUGUCCAAGAACAUGGCACGGAGAAUGCAGCCGGCAUUCAGUUUGAUAUCAACAAGCUGAAUGAAAUCCCACAGUUCGUGAAAAGUGUCACUUCGUCCCAUCCGGAUCUGGACUGCGUCUUCGUCAACUCGGGAAUGCAACGGCGGUCGGUCUUCACAGAACCGGAAUCAAUCUCUAUCGAUGAGAUCCAGGCCGAGAUGACUGUCAAUUAUAUCUCUUACGUCUCACUGACGAAAGAGUUCCUGCCGUUUUUCAUGGCUAAAGAGAACUCACCGACUUCGUUUAUAUUCACCUCGUCGAAUCUUGCCCUGGUUCCGAUCCUUCGCUGCUCCAACUACUGCGCUUCAAAGGCUGCACUUCACCAGUGGGUCUUGCAAAUCACUAAUCGUGGGUUUUCUGUAGCCGAACUACAUGAUGAAAAGAACCAACCUGAUAUGGCCCACAUGCGUGGUCGGGCCUUUGGUAUCCCCGUCGACCAAUUCACUACAGAGGCGAUGAAGAAGCUUUUGGCCGGCGACGACCAGAUCCCCGUAGGAUUAUCUACCAUUGCUUUCGACAGCUGGGAGCAGCAGCGCCAGCAAGCUUUCCAUAGGGUGGUGGAAAUGAUGAGGAAGGGCGAGUCCUGA